AUGUCACGGCAUGUCACUGGUCAUCACACUUACCAAGGAUUGCAACACCACUACAAGAUCAAACAGGCCUUUAGUCCCAAUCAUGUUGUAGAUCUCCAUGCAGGGAAUAAUAAGACUACUAAUCAUUGGCAUGGAAAUCCCCCUUACACUACUCCGGCGUAUACUGACUGGCGUUCUGAACAGUGGGAAAUCUCUCCAAUGGGAGCUGGCUACUCAAUUAGGAGUGUGCACAAUGGAAAUUAUGUUACGAUUGAAUCAGGGUUGGCAGACGGGACCGUUGUCGCCAAUCCUUAUCCAGUCAGCUGGGUCUUCAAUGCAAGUGACCCUGAGGAAAAUGUAUGGAAGAUUGGGUGGCUGAACAACACAUUAUACUUGAAUAUGGAUAAGAGAGGAAGUCGUCACAUUCUGUUGCAAAGUGACGACUCAUCCUCAGGAAGCCCUGGCGUCUUUGGCGCCUCGUAA
Molecule: messenger RNA, 462 nt
Organism: Laccaria bicolor S238N-H82
Lineage: Eukaryota; Fungi; Basidiomycota; Agaricomycetes; Agaricales; Hydnangiaceae
Exons: 4
Coding region: 1-462 (153 amino acids)
Source: RefSeq, a predicted model, not a curated record